GACGCCCAGUACACCACAAGUGGACUGUCAAAGAGCAAGAGCCGAAUUCCACCAUCGACGGGCGCUGAAAGCCGCCAACGCCGAACGCCACCGACCUGGAUCAACCCGUCAAGAUAAAUCGCCUCUGCUCCGCCUGCUCGCCGCCAUUUUAUGAAGUUUUGGCGCAAAAUUUGGCAAAGGAAACUGCAUUAUUUAAGACACGCGGUUUGGUUCUCAGGUCUUGGCCUUUAGAACUUGCCCAUGAUUGGAAAUAAUUCACCCUGAUCUCUAUACUCAACUCUAACAUGUUCCGGCUGAAUUUUGUCUCCGUCGUUGCCACAUCAAGUAGCACCCAUCCCUGCUCUUUCUGCUCUGCUCUACAUCCAUUGACUAGCAGAAGUUACUGUUUCUUCAAUCGUCAAGAGUGUGUAACUACAUCAUAUAAGAUUACUUCGCGAUCAAUCAAAGCCAUGUCUGGAACUCUCGCUACUCCUAAGUGCGAGUUCAAAUCUUCUACUUCCGGGAAAAGGAGAGCGUUGAUAUCACUUUCUGACAAGAAAGAUUUGUAUAUGCUUGGAAAUGGAUUACAAGAUUUAGGGUUCACAAUUGUUUCUACUGGUGGAACUGCAUCAGCUCUGGAGGUUGCUGGGGUUCCAGUGACCAAAGUUGAAGAGCUUACACAUUUUCCUGAAAUGCUUGAUGGCCGUGUAAAAACUUUGCACCCUACCAUUCAUGGGGGUAUUCUGGCUAGAAGAGAUCAGGACCAUCAUAUGGAAGCCCUUGAUAGACAUGGAAUUGGUACAUUUGAUGUUGUAGUGGUCAACUUGUAUCCAUUUUAUGAAAAAGUUUCUUCCUCAGCUGGCAUAUCAUUUGAGGAUGGAAUUGAGAACAUUGACAUUGGAGGACCUACUAUGAUCAGAGCAGCUGCGAAGAAUCAUAAAGAUGUUCUGGUUGUGGUUGAUUCUGAUGACUAUCCUGAGCUCCUGCAAAUACUUCAAGGAAAGUCGGAUGACCAACAGUUCAGGAGAAUGUUAGCUUGGAAAGCAUUCCAACACGUUGCUUCAUACGAUUCUGCAGUUUCUGAGUGGUUGUGGAAGCAGACCAGUGGAGAUAAUUUCCCCCCCAGCUUUACGGUGCCUCUAUCGCUAAAAAACUCACUUCGCUAUGGUGAAAAUCCUCAUCAAAAGGCUGCAUUCUAUGUUGAUAAAUCACUAUCUGAGGUUAAUGCUGGUGGUAUUGCAACUGCUAUUCAGCAUCAUGGCAAGGAGAUGUCAUAUAAUAAUUAUCUAGAUGCUGAUGCAGCUUGGAAUUGUGUGUGUGAGUUUGAUAAACCGACAUGCGUAGUUGUGAAGCACACAAACCCUUGUGGUGUGGCUUCAAGAAGUGAUAUUAUCGAAGCAUAUAGGCUUGCAGUCAAAGCAGAUCCAAUUAGUGCCUUUGGCGGUAUAGUUGCCUUCAAUGUGGAGGUUGAUGAGGGUCUUGCUAACGAUAUUCGAGAAUUCAGAAGUCCAACAGAUGGUGAAACUAAGAUGUUUUAUGAGAUAGUUGUUGCACCAAAAUAUACAGAAAGAGGUCUUGAGGUUCUACGUGGAAAGUCCAAGAAUUUGAGAAUUCUGGAGGCUCUUAAAAACAAUAAGGGAAAGCUCUCACUUAGGCAGGUUGGUGGGGGUUGGUUAGCUCAGGCAUCAGAUGAUAAAACCCCAGAAAACAUUCAGUUUGAUGUAGUUUCUUCUGGGAAGACACCUCAAGAAAGUGAGCUUAGUGAUGCCCAGUUUGCAUGGCUAUGUGUCAAGCAUGUGAAGAGCAAUGCGAUUGUGAUAGCGAAGGACAAUCGCAUGCUAGGUAUGGGGAGUGGACAACCGAAUCGUCUUGAGAGUCUAAGAAUUGCAUUAAGGAAAGCAGGUGAACAAGUCCAGGGAGCUACGUUGGCCAGUGAUGCUUUCUUUCCUUUUGCAUGGGGCGAUGCUGUAGAGGAAGCAUGCAAAAGUGGAGUUAGUGUAAUUGCAGAACCAGGAGGGAGCAUCAGGGACAAGGACGCCAUCGAUUGUUGUAACAAGUACGGCGUGACCCUGCUUUUUACCGGUGUAAGGCACUUUAAGCACUAAUGUCAGAUCUAGAGGUGUCUUGCUCCUGGGGAAGGGCAGUUCAGAGGGUCUUUGGGAGACUUCUUUAGACUAUGAACAUGCUCCUUAACUUUUUUGGGCAAGACAAGGGUAGGUCUGGUCUCCCACACCAACCCCCUCUCCCUAGGUCCUUUUUAGCUGUAUCCUACAGUAGACAAUUUUGAGUUCUUGAGCAUCAUGUUUUAUUUUGUUCUUUUUUUAAACUAUGUGAGACACCAACCAUAAGGGAAGCUAUACUAAAGAAGUUUUAUAGUCGGGUUGCGAACAAAUGAUCUCACCAUGUUUCAGUUUCAGUGUUUCGCGAGCGACUUAACGGCUA
Messenger RNA from Cuscuta campestris, 2421 nucleotides. NCBI's taxonomy places the organism in Eukaryota, Viridiplantae, Streptophyta, Magnoliopsida, Solanales, Convolvulaceae. The record is from the annotation of a GenBank genome assembly.